Symbiodinium natans is the source of this 3222-nucleotide messenger RNA. NCBI's taxonomy places the organism in Eukaryota, Dinophyceae, Suessiales, Symbiodiniaceae. The record is from the annotation of a GenBank genome assembly.
AUGCAGAGCAGCUUAUCGGAGAGUCGCAUUCGCCAUUCUAGCAACAGUGCCGAGCAGCUCGUCCUGGAAGGCGUCGACCAGGACAAGCAUCUUUGGCAUGGCCGUGAGGCGGCUGCAGCUACUGUACACAACUAUGCCGCCGAUAUGCAGGGGGCCGUGCGCGGCACGCUGGGUAUGGUGCAAGGUGUCAUCUUCCCAUGCAUGGGCAACAUCCUCGGUGUGAUCCUCUUCCUACGAGGCCCCUGGAUUGUUGGGAAGGGAGGCAUCCUCGAAGCCUUCGGCGUGGGUCUGGUGUGUUGCACAUGUACAUUUCUUACAACACUCAGCCUCUCCGCAAUCGCCACGAACGGCAAAAUCGCCGGUGGCGGUGCGUACUACUUGAUUUCGCGGUCUCUUGGCCCAGCUUUGGGUGCUGGCGUGGGGCUUUGCUUCUACAUGGCGAACUCCAUUGGAGCUGCUAUGUACUUCAUGGGUUGUGUGGAGGCUUGGGAGAUUGCACAACCGCAGCAUCAGAUUGGUGAGAUUGGGGACUUAAACAAUGUGCGCCUGACGGGCUAUUUGAUCCUGGUCUUUGCCGUGGUGAUUAUCUUCGGCGGAAUCAAGUAUGUCUCGCGCUUGGGCACCGUUUUCCUUAUGGUGGUCUUGUUUGUGAUCCUCUGCAUGUAUGUUGGCUGCUUGAUUGGCCCAAACGAUCUGCGGCCAGCAACCUACACGGUAGACUUGGUCACCGCAGAUGGCUCCACAAUUGCGAAGACGCUGUCGUGGACAGGUCCGUCUGCGACAUCCUUUUCAGACAACUGGGCUUCUGCCUGGGAUGCGCCUCAGGGUGCCUUUCCCAAGGACACCACAAAGUAUAGCUUCGUGAACAUGAUGGGCCUGUACUUCCCCUCAGUGACGGGGAUCAUGGCUGGUGCCAAUCGCUCGGCGGACCUCAUGGACCCCACUCGUGCCAUUCCGAAGGGGACCCUCUUUGCGCAACUAUCGACAUCCUUCAUCUACCUCUCCUUCAUCUUUGUCUUUGGAAGUUGCGCUCCGCGGGAAACCUUGCUGAACGACAAGUUUUUUGCAUCAACCUCUGCUUUUCCGUUCAAGGAGAUCGUUAUCUACGGCGUCAUGGCUUCCAGCUUGGGUGCGGGCUUAAACUCGCUGGUCUCAGGUACCAAGCUCCUCAGCGCUAUUGCUGGCGAUGGGACUCUGCCCAUCCUUCGUGUUUUUCGAGCUGCUCCUGGAAAAGAACCCCGACUGGCACUGUUGGCGAGUGGAGCCCUCUGCGCUUUGUCCAUCACCAUCGGCGAGUUGAAUGCCAUCGCGCCUCUGCUGACGAUGUUCUUCCUGAUGUGCUACACCUGCGUGAACAUGUCCUGUACCAUCCUGCAUUUCGUUAGUGACCCAAACUGGAGACCGACCUUCCGAUACCACCACUGGUCAAUUUCGCUGAUUGCAGCCGCCCUCUGUGUCUGGAUGAUGUUUGCCAUGGCCGCAGUGAUUGCAAUGGCGGCCAUCCUUUUUUGCGGCUUAAUCCUUGCCUACGCCGCCUACAACUCUGCAAACACCAAGUGGGGUGAUGGCUUCCAGGGCAUGAAGUUCCAGCUGGCAAAGAACAUCCUGAUUGGCAUGGAUGCCAAGCUGCACACGAAGAACUGGCGACCACAGCUGCUGGUUGUCACAGAGCCGAAGAUGAGGCCGCUGAAUUCCACCGAGGGCUCCGCUUUGCUUUUCCCGGAUCUGGGGAUUCUGAAGAUUGCCUCGCAGCUGAAGAACGGUCGCGGCUUCAUUGUGCUGGGUGGCAUUUGUUCAACGAAGGGCCCGGAGAAGCUUCUAUCUCAGGGCGGGCUGUUCCUCAGCGAGAGAAUGUCGGACCAGGUGGCAGAGAGCCACUUCGAGGUGAAAGAGCUGCUGAGGAAGUACAUGAUCGAUGGCUUUGGCAAGAUCGUCUACUCGGAGGACUUCACCACGGCCCUCACGGGUUUGGUGCAGUCAUCGGGCCUGGGGGCAUUCGAGCCUAACUGCGUACUGGCUUCCUGGCCCCGUGAUGCUCUCCAGUCUGGGAAAGCUGGGGUGGACACGCGAGCCAAGCUUGUAAACAUGGUGCAGAUCUCCGCGAUCUUCCAGAAGGUGAUGAUCCUCACAAAGGGUGAAGAGUGGCCUGAGUUCGACGCCCGAAUAACUGGAACCAUCGACAUUUGGUGGAUUGUCGGGGAUGGCGGAGUUCUGUUGUUGCUGCCUUGCCUUCUGAAGAAGCACCGGGUCUGGUCUGGCUGCCGAAUUCGUCUCUUUGUGCUGGCUGACAGGGCUGGCGACGAUGUCGAUCUGAUGCAGCGGGAGCUGGACAUGUAUGUGAGAGACUUCCGGCUCAAUGUGGAAGUCCACAUAAAGGUUGUAGACGAAGUCGUCGAGGGCAGCAUGUCCCCUCGGACAGCCGCCACGACUGCGCAGAAGUUUUUCGUGGACGAUCCGCCCGACGAUACUGUGCCCAGUGAGUAUGAUGAACUGGAAGCUGGAAUGCGUGGACGUCUGAAGGCAGAGCACCAUGAUCAACCUACGCGCGUCACCAGCGGGCAAAGCUUGUCGGACACCCUGAAAACGUGGCGUGGCCGCCAAUUCCAGCGCGAGCGCUCUUUCGACAGCAAAGUGAGCGGCGGCUCCGGUGGUGAGAACAGCAAGAGCAUGAACUCCUACACCUGGUCUGGAAGGCACCGCAGGCAGUUCCCGGAGCGACUCAAGGAGUGGAACACCCCCCAGGACAAUCUGGCCAUGAACUCCAUGACGGAUCCGGGCCCCGGUCCGCCAGCCACCGGCCAGGCAGGCAUGAUGCCGUCGAUCGACCAGCUGAACUUUGGUGAUGAGAGGCAGAUUUCCUCGGACAGGCACAUCACAGCGGCAUCCAACCAAAACGGGGUGACGUCUGACAUCUCCGGGGCGAACUUCCAGCGCCAAGUCAGUGGCAACGAAGGAAAGCGCACCCUCUUCUUGCACGACGCACGGCAGCUGACCACCACGUCGCCGUGCUCGCCCGAGGAGCUGUCAGUGGUGUCGGUCUUGAACAAGGUCAUCCUGGAGGAGUCCGAGGCGGCAGACUUGGUGUGCACCAACCUGCCAGACAUGCCCCCAUCUGACAGCGCCCUUGGUUAUUGCCAGCUGGUCGAGGCAAUGACUGCCAACAUGAAGCGCGUCAUCUUGGUGAGAGGUACAUCGAGUGAAGUGAUCACAGCCUUCACUUGA